AUGAUGCAGAUGAUCAACGCUAUAACUGAUAAACCGGAUUGGAGGAGCAAAGUCAAUGACUGGACCAUUCUUGCGAAAUGGCAGGCUGAAGCAGUCACUGAGGAUGGACAAGGCUUCACUGAGAAGAUGUUUUACUAUUGCGUCGAAGAGCUUCAAGAAAAGGCCAAUCAGCACAAAGAGAACGAUUUGCUUGCUAUACUGGAUUCAGAAUGGGCUUUGGUCAAAUCAGACAGCAUCAUCUCUACUGAGCUGAAGGAAGAACUCAAGAGUGCCGUGGCGCCUUUGGAAGACGUACCGGCAAGCGCUCGAGAUUGGCAUCCAGGAUCUAACGAACAAGUCCUUGAUUUGGUUCAUCCUUCCCUUUUCCCGUUGAUCUAUGGUCGAUCUCGGAUCCUGCCUACUGGCGCCAUCACCCUGGAAGACUGCAUUCAGAACUCAGGCAAGGGUGAAGUCGUACCAGUGCCUAGCGACGACGAUUGUCGACUGGGCAGUAAGCCAAAUUGGCUCAGCCAGAAUGGUGAGGGAGAUACAGACUAUUGGUCCAAUCGCUUCCAAUGGCUCCCAAGCAAUGUCGCUUUCACAGAAGGUGGAGGCGUCAAGAUUGAAAGCUACAUCAACAACCUUCAUCCGGUACAUCACAAGUCCAUCUACCCGGUGAUUGAAAAAUUCAUCGCCAAGUCUGUCCCGGCCUGGGAUCUCGUCCUCUCAUCCUUCGUGAGGUACGGAGAUGUCGAAAGGCUCCGAGUCCCGAUGACAGGCACAGAGUAUGAAUUUCCUCUAGGCGAAGAAGCACCCGAGGAAGUGGGUAAAGAGCUUGGAGAGGACGACGAUGAGUACUAUGAAGUGAGAGAGCAAUGGGUGAGAGACAACCGCGUACUCAUCAAACCCGACGCUCGUGAUUAUGGCUCUUAUCAGGACGAUGGUAGACGGGCCAUUGAACCUCUAAAUCUACGCUCUCACUUCAAAAACAGCGGCAUCCAAGUCAUCGUCAAGCUAGCCAACAUCCAUCUUACACCCGAGCACCCUUCUUACUCAGGCGGAAGCUGGCAUAUCGAAGGCAAACUCAACGAACACAUUUGCGCAACAGCUCUAUACUACUACGACAACACCAACAUCACAGAAUCGCAUCUCGCAUUCCGCACGAAGGUGUCAACGGAAGAGAUAACUUCACGCGACUACGGACAGGAUGACAACGACGGCGUAUGCUACCUCUUCGAUAUCGAGCGUAAUGGUCCAGGAGUCCAGGAUAUUGGUAAGGUGGCCACGAACCAAGGCCGUCUUCUGGCAUUUCCAAAUGUGCUGCAACAUCAAGUACAGCCAUUCACCCUCGCUGAUCCUACAAAGCCUGGCCAUCGCAAGAUCCUCGCGCUGUUUUUGGUUGAUCCUUUCCAGCGCGUUAUAAGCACUGCUAAUGUACCGCCCCAACAACGAGAGUGGUGGGCUGAAGCCGUACAAGGACUCGAAGGUAAACUUGAUCAGUUGCCUCCAGAGUUGCGUCAUCAAGUCAUGACUGAUGUUGGAGAUUUCCCCAUCAGUCUUGAGGAAGCAAAGGGCAUUAGAAAGGAGCUGAUGGAUGAAAGGAGAGCGUUUGUGAAGGAUGUCAAUGAUAUGUACGAGGGUGAGGACUUCAGCUUUUGUGAGCACUAG
This is a messenger RNA of Aureobasidium namibiae CBS 147.97, 1647 nucleotides long. RefSeq lists its product as uncharacterized. NCBI's taxonomy places the organism in Eukaryota, Fungi, Ascomycota, Dothideomycetes, Dothideales, Saccotheciaceae. Bases 1 to 1647 code for a protein of 548 amino acids. The transcript is spliced from 3 exons. The record is from RefSeq and is a predicted model, not a curated record.